This is a messenger RNA of Momordica charantia (bitter melon), 1245 nucleotides long. RefSeq lists its product as uncharacterized. Lineage: Eukaryota; Viridiplantae; Streptophyta; Magnoliopsida; Cucurbitales; Cucurbitaceae. The record is from RefSeq and is a predicted model, not a curated record.
AUGGAGAUUUUAAUGAAGGAAUUCAUAACCAAGAACGAUGCCACAAUGAAGGAAUUAAUGACUAGGACUGAUGCUACCAUGAAGGACAUGAAGGAUGUGAAGGAUUACAUGGGCAGAAAUGACGUUACGGUAAGAAAUUUAGAGAUGCAAUUGGGACAACUUGCGAAUGAGGUAAGGACAAGACCCCGGGGUUCAUUAYCGAGUAGUACARAAGAGCCAAGAAGAAUAGGAAAAGAGCAUUGCAACUCCAUUGCAACAAGGAGUGRACUAACAUAYGAAGGACCUCGAAUGCCAGAUGAAUCUUCCCCUAGCCCUUCGARAGAGAAAGACACACWSGCCGUACCUGRCAAAAUAGUAGAACCAGAGGUAAGUGUACCGGUUGCCCCACAGGUAAGUAACUCUAGACCUCCUCCUCCCUUCCCCCAACGUUUAGUAAGGAAAAAUCAGGACAAUAAUUUUCGUAAGUUCCUAGACAUCUUGAAACAACUGCACAUUAACAUGCCCUUUGUUGAAGCUCUUGAGCAAAUGCCUACUUAUGAAAAGUUCUUAAAAGACAUAAUAACUAGGAAGAAAAAGUUAGGAGAGUAUGAGACGGUAGCUUUGAAAGAAUAUAGUAGUAAUGUUUUUAAGAGCAAAAUGCCCCCUAAGCUUAAAGAUCCUGGCAGCUUUACAAUCCCUUGUUUAAUAGGAGGUAAAGAUGUAGCGAGAGCACUAUGUGAUUUAGGGGCUAGCAUAAAUCUCAUGCCUUUGUCCAUUUUUAAGAAAUUAGAAAUAGGGAAAGCUAGUCCUACCACCGUCAUACUCCAGUUAGCAGAUAGAUCAAUCACCAAACCAGAAGUAAAAAUAGAAGAUAUCCUAGUAAAGGUUGAUAAAUUUAUUUUUCCUGCUGACUUUAUUAUUUUAGACAGUGAAGCUGACAAGGAUGUGCCUAUCAUUCUCGGACGCCCAUUCCUAGCUAUAGGAGAAACUCUAAUUGAUGUUAAGAAGGGAGAACUCAAGAUGCGCGUUGAUGAUCAGAAGGUGACAUUCAAUAUGCUGGAUGCAAUGAAAUAUCUGGACGAUAUGGAAGAGUGUGCAGUAAUUAGCAUUGAUAAGGGAAUUACUUGUUAUGAGUUGGAUGAUUUGUUAAAUGCAGAAAUAGAGGCAGAGUUAGAAGAAGCAGAAAAGGAAGGCAUCAUAGCGACAACUGCUUUGAAGAAAGAAAAGAGAAAGUCAAUUAAGCCUUUAAAAAUAGAACCACCGUGA